Phytophthora nicotianae INRA-310 is the source of this 492-nucleotide messenger RNA. RefSeq lists its product as hypothetical. The coding region runs from base 1 to 492 and encodes 163 amino acids. NCBI's taxonomy places the organism in Eukaryota, Oomycota, Peronosporomycetes, Peronosporales, Peronosporaceae. The transcript has 2 exons. The record is from RefSeq and is a predicted model, not a curated record.
AUGGGUAAGGUCACUCCUGUCGCCCUCGCUUCGAAACCGCUCUGUAGUGUCCAUCGGAACGCUGACCAGCGGGUUCGAACGGAGCAAGCUAACGCUGAACGCUUGUCAGCGCCCAAUUGUGAAUUAUUCGAAGACUACCAAGCUACUGACGGCGGGACAUGUUCUGACAAAGAAGUGCCAGAAGGUGAUGAACGUGCCCGUGUUGGACCCUCUCCUAGCGUCCUGUUUGCCGAAGACGAUGAACGCCUCGUCGGGGAGAUUGUCCCGCACCCGGGAAUGCAGCUAGUGUUCCAGGCGACCGUCCGCUGGGUCCUUCUCCUGGUCAUGCUACUACAAACGCUCCCACCUUUCUUCGUCGUGCCUACCGAGCCUUGGACGUGGUUACGCUACUGCCCGUCGCCGUCGACGCGAUUGACGCAAGGUCCCGCUGAAGAGAUGGACACUCACAACCUGGAGUCACUGGGAUGGAAGGCACGGGACUUCCUAGUUUGA